Messenger RNA from Triticum dicoccoides, 1231 nucleotides. RefSeq names its product F-box protein PP2-B10-like. Lineage: Eukaryota; Viridiplantae; Streptophyta; Magnoliopsida; Poales; Poaceae. The record is from RefSeq and is a predicted model, not a curated record. Gene Ontology annotation, molecular function: protein binding. Bases 143 to 1063 code for a protein of 306 amino acids. The transcript is spliced from 3 exons.
ACAUAUAACCCGCUGGCCCCGGCGUCCUCGAUCGAUCGGUGCACGGAGCGGAACGGCAGCUCCUUUUCGUCGUCACCUUGUUGUCUUGACUGACUCUCGGUGCCCCUCUGCCACUGUGCCGUACGGGUACUAGCUGCUUACGAUGGGCUUUCUCGGGGCUGGCAUGGCCAUGGCGACGGCGGCGACGGAGGAGGACACGACGCGGCUGUGCGACCUCCCGGAGGCGUGCGUGGCGCACGUGCUCGCGCUCACCUCCCCGAGGGACGCGUGCCGCUGCGCCGCCGUGUCGCCCUGCUUCCGCGACGCCGCCGAGUCCGACGUCGUCUGGGCGCGCUUCCUCCCACCGGACUACCGCGCCAUCCUCCAGCUGCACGAGGCGCCGGCGCGGCGCUUCCCCCUCUCGCGCUCCGGCUCCACGGCGGGGGCGGUGUCGGCGGCGUCGAGCAAGAAGGAGGCCUUCCUCGGGCUCACCGACGCGGCCGUGCUGGCGGACGGCGGCAGCAUGGCGGUGUGGCUGGCCAGGGGGAGCGGGGCCAAGUGCGUGGCGCUGUCGGCGAGGAGGCUCAGCUUGCCGUGGGAGGACGGCGAGUUGAGCUGGACGUGGACGCCCCACCCGCUCUCCAGGUUCACGGACGUGGCCCAGCUGGUGGAAUGCACGUGCCUGGACAUCUACGGCCGGCUCCCCACCGCGGCGCUGACGCCGGCCACCGCCUACGCAGUGUACCUCGUCUUCGCCACCACGGACGCCCACCGCGGCCUGAGCUUCCCGGACCAGGAGACAACGGUUAGCGUGGGUGGCAGUGCCCCGUCCCGCUAUACCGUGUGCCUUCGCCCCGACACCGCCGAGGCACGCAAGUUCAGAGGCGGCAAAGGUACGAAUGGUGGCGUCAACGUGAAGGGGCCGGUGCUACGCGGUGACGGGUGGUGGGAGAUGGAAAUGGGGCGGCUGCGCACCGGCAACGAGGCAGUGGCGGCAGAGGAGGUGGCGGUGAGCUUUGAGAUGCUGGGGUGGUACCACAAGCACGGGCUCGUCGUGGAAGGUGUGGAGUUCAGACCCCUAUGAUCAAUCGAUACCGGGGAUGACCUUGAGUUAAUACGACGUGUACAUUAUUUGUGCUAUGGGUUCAUCUCGUCGAUGGGCUAGCAUGCGGUGUGUGUGUAGCUUGUGAAUAGUAAUUUAGACAACUUGGUUCCAGUUUUCAGUAUCUUAAUUAGUGAUAUUGGAGACUAA